GGCUUAUUAGAAAUUGUUGUAUAAAAGAGAAGAGUGAGAGGGAGAGAAAAGAGAAACAAAGGUCAAAGGAAGGCAGUUGAGAUUUAAUGGUAGUAUAGGGGUAAUGAUUUUUGGUGAAGACAGAUCAGAAACUCGUGAUAAAGAAUUUUUAUCUUUUCAUUGUCGAUCUCUCUGUGUCCAGAGAUUAUCAGUCCCUCCUUCAGGAAUUCACAGCUUCUUCUCGUGAUCUUUUCUCUGCCUAUUUAUUCAUUUCUUUCAUGUAGACGCCUGUCCAACACUGCUUCUAUAAUUUCUUUAAACCUAGACACUUCCAACAAGAUUGAAUAUCAUCAACUCGUUUCUUUUAAAGGCGUUUUUUGAACUUCUUUUUUGAGUUCUCUACAAAAUGGGUAGUUGUGGGAGGAGUGGAGCGGUGAGGCAGUAUAUAAGAUCAAAGGUGCCUCGUUUGAGAUGGACUCCUGAGCUUCAUCACUGUUUUGUUCACGCUAUUGAGAGACUUGGUGGCCAUGAAAAAGCUACUCCUAAACUUGUUCUUCAGUUGAUGGAUGUGAAAGGACUCACCAUUUCACAUGUCAAGAGCCAUCUCCAGAUGUAUAGAAGCAUGAGGAGUGAUCUGGGAAGACAAGAUAAGAGUUCUACUCAGCAAGGAAGACAAUCUUUUGAACACCAUGAUGGGUGUGUUGAUGAAGAAAAUGAUAUGGGUUUUCAGCACCCAUCUUCAGAACCAAUAAAAGAAUCAGAUUCUCAAUGCAUCUACACUACUCAACCUUCAAAAAGAGCUAGAACCGAGACAAUGAGUUCAAUCUCUGAUCAGAACCUGCAGCAAUGCAGCCAAGGAAUAUGUGAAACUGUCUCAACUCCGUACCCUUUUGAUGAUUAUCUGCAUAAAGGAAUGAAGGAGGCUUAUGGUGCACCUGCUCCAUCACCACUUCAUCUUCGCAACCUAAACUCUUUCAAAUAUGCUUUGCCAGAAUCUCAUUUCCUCAGGGUUGAUAAACUAGAGGAUUUAAAUUCCUCACAUGGAAACAAUGGAAGGGGAAGAGCAGAUGACAAAGAGGUUGUUGAUUACGAGUUAUCGUUGUCACUCUCUUUGCCAUCCCAGAGAAGUAAUGGUUGUUCUUCAACAAGCGAGAUGAGCGAGGCAAUUUCAUACUCUAGGUCUAAUUUUAAAGAAUGCUUUGGUUCAUCUUCCAGGAGAUAUAAUAACAUUAAUUUAGAUCUAUCAAUUGCUCUUUGUGGUACCUAGUCAAUAUCACUGUAAAAAUAUUCUUAUCAAGUUUAUCUUCCUUUUUUUCAUUA
Molecule: messenger RNA, 1299 nt
Organism: Pistacia vera
Lineage: Eukaryota; Viridiplantae; Streptophyta; Magnoliopsida; Sapindales; Anacardiaceae
Product: putative Myb family transcription factor At1g14600
Exons: 6
Coding region: 386-1246 (286 amino acids)
Molecular function (GO): DNA-binding transcription factor activity; DNA binding
Source: RefSeq, a predicted model, not a curated record